Molecule: messenger RNA, 8572 nt
Organism: Lineus longissimus
Lineage: Eukaryota; Metazoa; Nemertea; Pilidiophora; Heteronemertea; Lineidae
Product: xanthine dehydrogenase/oxidase-like
Exons: 29
Coding region: 159-4145 (1328 amino acids)
Molecular function (GO): iron ion binding; FAD binding; oxidoreductase activity
Source: RefSeq, a predicted model, not a curated record
AUAAUAAUUGCUUCAGUGUAUUGAAUCACAUGUGCCCGGUUAUGAUCUAUGUUAAUUCAUGAUAAAAUUGAGGCAACACAUAUAUCAAUUCUGGAUAUGCAUAGUUUUUGAAAGGACGAUUCACGUACAGUGCUGUGGUAUCAUUUCAGAAAGGCAACAUGGAAAUACUGGGUUCUGAUCAACAGUCUUUGCUCGUCUUCUAUGUGAACGGGAAAAAGAUCGUGGAAAGAAAUGCUGACCCCGAACAAACACUGCUGUGGUACCUGCGGAACAGACUUCGACUGGUCGGCACCAAGGUUGGUUGUGGUCAGGGAGGGUGUGGAGCAUGUACUGUCAUGAUAUCGGAGCAGCAUCCGGCCUGGAAGGCCACUUACCCGAAUGGAAUAAGGCACUGUGCAGUGAUGGCAUGCCUCGUCCCCCUCUGCACCCUACACGGGAAGGCCGUGACAACUGUGGAGGGUAUUGGUAACACUGGAACCAAGCUGCACCCGAUUCAGGAAAGGCUUGCCAAAGCCCAUGGAGUCCAAUGUGGCUUCUGCAGCCCAGGCAUGGUGAUGUCGAUGUACGCUCUACUUAAGAACAGCCCCAAGCCAGACCUUGAAGAGAUACAGACGGCGUUACAGGGCAACCUUUGCCGGUGUACAGGCUAUCGAUCUAUUCUAUCCGCAAAUGCCUCAUUUGCCAAGGAAUCUUGCGGUAAAGGGUCGGACUGCUGCAUGAACAUGCCAGGGAUGGCGGAACACGAGGGGAAUAUUGUCUUCUCACCAACGUUCGACCCACGAACAUUCACCCCGUUUGACGAGACACAGGACUUCAUCUUUCCAAGUGAGCUAGAGUUGAAAGACUACCGGAGGCAGUCACUGAAGUUCAAAGGCCCAAACGUGACUUAUUACCAAACAACAGACAUCAAAGAAGCCUCGGCCAUUCUACAGGAGCACCCGCAGGCGAAGGUCGUAGGAGGUUGUACAGCCAUUGCACACGACCUCCAGAAAGGAUCUUCACUGGUCGUUCUUAAUUUGGCGAACAUGGAAGAACUAAGAGACGUUACGCCUGAGAAGACUGUGAUUCAUGAGAAUAAUCACGCGGCCUUUGGGUCCAUGUUGACUAUCAGCGAAUUUCGGGCAGAAUUGAAGAACUUAGUUGACGUCUUAGAGGAUGUUCCAGGAUACAAGAACCGGUGCAUGAAAGCAAUUUUAGCAAUGCUAGACAGAAUUGCAGCCGCUCAGAUACGGAACAUCGGGACCAUUGGUGGGAACAUAGGAAGCAGAAAUUCCUCCCAUGACCUGGCCACAUGGCUGGCAGCGGUGGGGUGUAAGGUCAUGACUUUUAAAGAAGAUUUCCUUCUCGAUAUGGACUUCUAUGCCAAGGAUUCGCCAGCUUUGGAACCGGGGAGAAUAAUAAACCAAAUUAUCAUCCCUCUGUCCAAACAGGAUGAGUACUAUCGGACAUACAAGCACAGUAAACGACCAGAGUUCGACUGGUCUGUCCUGAGCUCUGGGAUGGGCGUACACUUCGAGCCGGGCACAGCUCGAGUCAAGCAACUUACUCUUGCCUUCAGUAAUCUUGGAUUCCCACUCUACAUGGCCAGGAAGACCGGCUCCGGGGCAAUAGGAAGGCUGUGGGACGAAAGUCUUCUGUCUGACAUGCAAGCAGAACUGUUGGCCGAGCUUAAUGAUAUUCAUCCUUCCAAUGGUGAGAGGGUGUCACCCUUUAAGAAGACACUUGCGGCGGGCUUCCUUUUUAAGUUCUUCCACAGUGUCAAUGAUGAGAUGCAGUCAACAAAGGAGGAUUUAUCUAAGAAGAAGGGGAGAACUACUUCGACAGUUCUAACUGAGUUAGCCAAGGGUGCAGUCCGCGCCACACAAGUGUUUGAAGAAGUUCCUGAAGGACAAUCCAUUGCUGAUGCUGUAGGAAGACCAUUGGUUCACCAGUCUGCCUUCGAAUGCACGGCAGGGAAUGCACGAUAUACUGACGACAUCCCAAAAUAUGAGGAUGAGGUGUACGUUGCACCAGUUCUCAGCAGGAAAGCACAUGCCAAGAUUCUUGGCGUCGAUCCGUCUGCAGUCCUUGACCUUCCUGGUGUCGUCUGCUACCUCGACCACCAUGACGUCCCGGGAAAGAACAAGUUCAAUGCGGAUGAAGAGUUGUUCGCCUCGGAGAAGGUGACCAGCGAGGGGAUUUUGAUUGGUGCCAUUGUUGCCGAAGAUUCGUUGACCGCAAUGAAAGCAGCAAAACUGGUUAAGGUAAACUACGAGGAGCUGAAGCCCAUUAUCAGCAUCGAAGAUGCAAUGGCUGAAAACCCUAACAAGAAGCCUGAUUUACGAAUAAAAAAUGGAGAUUUGGAAGCAGGAUUCAAAUCGGCUGAUCAUGUUUUGGAAGGUGAAUUCGAGACCGGCGCCCAGGAGCAUUUCUACAUGGAGACGAAUGCAGGAAUAGCUGUUCCAAACGGCGAACACCAGGAGAUGGACUUGAUUGGAGGCACGCAGUGUGCAUCCAAUCUCUGCGAAUAUAUGUCAACGAUCCUUGGUGUUAACCGAAACCGUAUCAACGUCAGAGUGAAACGAAUGGGUGGCGCAUUUGGUGGAAAGGAAAGACGAACAACGGCUAUGUGGGGACCAUGCGUAGUGGCGGCAAACAAAUUACAACGGCCUGCGAGGUGUGUGCUGACUCGAGAAGAGGACAUAAUUAACACUGGCAAAAGACACCCAGCUCUAUUUAAGUAUAAGGUCGGAUUCAGUAAAGAAGGAAAGUUCACUGCCUUGGAAGUUGAUAUGCAUCUAAACGCCGGGUACUGUACGGAUUCAUCGAUAUUUGUACUCGCGGAAGGCCUCGUCCACAUGGAGGGAGGGUAUAAAAUUCCCAACUUCUAUGCCAGAGGACACGUCUGGUAUACGAACAUACAGUGCUCUACUAGCUUCCGGGGGUUCGGUGCCCCUCAAAUGACCACUUGCAUGGAGAACAUCCUUCAUGACAUGGCCCAGGCACUGGCUCUACCACAGGAACAGAUUCGAAGCGUGAACCUGUUCAGUGAAGGAGAUGUGACCUUUAGCGGUACGGUACUGAACAAUUGUACCAUCGGGAAGUGUUGGCAGGGGUGUCUCGAACAAUCUGACUACAGAAGGACACGAGAGGAGUUUGAGGCAUUCAACAGGAAGCACAAAUGGGUAAAACGAGGAAUUUCUGCCACAGCUAUUAAAUACAAUUUGAUGGCUAACCCGCCUUCGGAUUCUCAGGGAGCAGCCCUAGUAAACGUCUACGUUGACGGCAGCGUGUUGAUAUCACACGGAGGGGUCGAAAUGGGACAAGGCAUACACACAAAACUGAUCCAGGUGGCCAGCAGGGUGCUCAACAUCUCAACUGAUCUGAUCCAUAUCAAAGAAACAUCCACCGAUAUCGUCCCAAACACUACUACUACAAUGGCCAGUCAGUCGACUGACCUUUUUGGUGGUGCAGUCAAGAACGCCUGUGAUAAGCUGAUGGCAAGGCUGCAGCCGUACAAGAACAAACAACCUGAUGGAAGCUGGAAGGAUUGGGUGGUGGGAGCUUUUGAAGACCAGGUCAAUCUGUCAGCAACUGGAUUCUGGAAGUGCUUGGGAGGCAAGGACUUCGAUUGGGAAACGAGCAAGGGAACGAUCUGCGCGUACUUCACGUAUGGUGCGGCUUGCGCUCAGGUUGAGGUGGACUGUUUGACAGGAGACCACAAGCUUCUAAGGACUGACAUUGUGAUGGACGUUGGUCGAAGCAUCAACCCAGCCAUCGACAUCGGCCAGAUAGAGGGGGCCUUCGUCAUGGGCUGUGGAUUCCACACCAUGGAGGAGAAUGUGCACAGCGCAGAAGGCAAACUUCUUACAAGGGGCCCUCACUCGUACAAGAUCCCCACGAUCAACACCAUCCCGAGAGAAUUCAAUGUCACAAUCCUUAAAGGUGUCGAAAAUGAAUUUCCAAAGGCUGUUUACUCAUCAAAGGGUAUUGGUGAGCCACCCUUGUUACUGUCUACCUGUGUGUUCUUGGCGAUAAAAGAGGCUAUUCUGGCCAAGAGGAAAGAAAACGAAUUGACUGGCGUCUUCAGGCUGAACGCCCCGGCUACGUCAGAGAAGAUACGCAUGGCAUGCGGGGACAAACUUAUCGAGAGUGCACAUGCUUAAAGCCAGGACAUAUCCGCUGGAAAUUGCGGGAAUUACUUGUUUGAGAGGUCCUUAGAGAGCCGCUACUGCACACCUUUCUCCUUUCCGAAUUGGCGUUCAAGAGCAUUAAAAAUAACCAAAUAAUAAUGCAAUACCUGUCUAGUAUUAGCUAGACAUGCCAGCUUUAAAGCUGAACUGCAUGAACAAAAACAGAAGCGUCCAUGUUUUAAAAAAAGACCACGAGAAAUGGCCGAGAGAAAGGCAAACGCCCGAAACACCCUUCAGAAGUCUGCUAGAAACAUGAUCAGGGUUGAGGGUAUGGGACCGAAUAUCCUACGAAAACGAGGCAUUUUCAGUCAAAGCGAGGCAUUUUCUGUCGUCUGCUAACGAAAUAAAGGACAUUUGAAGUUUAUCUCCUUCGAACAGAAAAGAGCUCCAGGAAUGGUACCGAUCAUCCCAGAAUGGGACAAAACUUCCCGGAAUGGGACCAAACAUCCAAGCAAUGGUGGACGAAAAUCAUUUUGAUCAGGAUCAAGGCCACUGGGCUGCUUGAAAUGCCUGUCGUUUUAUACGCCUUUAUAGAAUGUGCAAACAUUUGUGUGUAAUCUUUGUUCAACGUCUUUGAGCGGCUUCUAGUUGGCAACUGCAGGAAGAAAGUCAUUUUUUAUUUGCUGUGCGUGAUUAUGUAUGCGGCGUUUUCUCUUGGCAAUGUUCACCUUAGUCUUGUUAUCUUCUUCUAUUACAUGUACUUGAGAAAAUUUCUGGUUCAUCUCUCAAAAAUUAAGCAUGAUCGCCAUUCAUAUAAGAUAUAUUCUGCGCCCGAGUUCCCGGGUUCGAAUCCCUGGAGAAGAUUUUGAUUUUUUUUCUCUUCCAUAAUUCUCCGAGACUGUCCGCAUCGUCAUGUGGCUUGCUGGUUUGUAAAAUCAAGUGCAUCGAAGCAUUGGAGGUCUAUCAUUUUCAUGCCGUAUUCAGAAGGACCUUUCGAUCGUUUGAAUUUCUUACUAUUGCCGCAUGGGACGCUCUGGUUUUGUGCAUGCAGUUCAGCUAUAAUGACGAUUUGUGAUGCCGUUCUUGCGAAGUUACUCGUUGGCCUAGACGGUGACUCGAAAAGGUUCCGACGGUUUUAAUCUUCCCCAAAUUUGGGGGUUAAUAUCUAUUAAUCUAUCUAUCUAUCUAUAUUAGUGUAAUCAGUCUGCUCAUGAUUAGAAUUGCGUGUUCACACGUGGUCGGUUUACAUGAUGACUUUUUGCCAGCGAUUAUUACUUUAGUGUGAGAGCUGAUUACGCCUCCAAAUUCCCAUUACUGGUAAAGGUAAUUUUCGAAAUCGAAUUGCGGAAAAUAGCUUAGGCUUAUGUUUUAGUUUUAGAGUAUGGUGAUAGCGCUGGGCCUUGUACUAGUAGUUGAACUGAGGUUUUAUUGGUCGAGAUGCUUUCGUUUCUUGAUGGAAAUGGUUUAAAGAAGACAUGGCCAAGGUAAUGGGUAACAAUGGUGUCUAGGUGUGUAUAAAACUAUAGUUCUUCUCACUGGGAGAAGAGAGACCAGAUUGGUCAAAAGGUUGAACAUGUAUUUACUUGGUAGUUUCCAUUAUUGACUGAGGCAUGUUUAUGAGUCCUUCUGUAGGUUCAGAAGUGUUAAUUUCCAUGUGUUGAAUCACAAUAGUCUUAAGUUGCGCUUCCAACUAGUAAAUCCCCGUGUUUUUGCGCUUCCACCUUUGAAUUGCAGUGCUUAAAUAGACCCGUGUGUAAAAACCCGUGUCUAUUAGCCCCAUCAAGCUCGAUGGGGCUAAUUUAAACACGGGUUUGACACAUGAAAGAAACACGGCAAGAAACACGGCAAUCUGUAGUUCCUUAGCACGGCGCAGAUGGCGGGUUCGAUUUCUGUAAUUGCUGUCCCUACGGCGCAUGCGUGAUACACACUUUCUAAUCUCCAACAUUUACAAAACACAUGAGAGGUACUAACUGCAGCGGCACCUGUUGCCGGAUCAACUAACAAUUAUCUUAUGCUGAUUUUAAGUAUGCCUGUUUCGCCUAUUCCUGUUUCGCCUACAAAAUUCCUGUUUCGCCUAUUCUUGUUUCGCCUAUUCCUGUUCCGCCUAUUCCUGUUUCGCCUAUUCCUGUUUGGCCUAUUUCCUGUUUGGCCUAUUUCCUGUUUCGCCUAUUCCUGUUUCGCCUACUUCCUGUUUCGCCUACUUUCCAGUACCCCUACAAUAAAUCGACUCUCCCUGGGGGAACCUUAGGGAUGCAUGUCCAUUUUAUGGGGAAAAUGUGAGGGGACAAUUGGAUGAUGUUAACGAUGUGAUGACAAUUUGACUAAUCAAAUGCCAUCAACUUUGUUAACAAACCAUACCAUGACCGUUUUGAAAGAGUCACCUUGAAAGCGGGGACAGUCCGGGACUUAUUUGACCAUAUGACCAUACUGACACACAGUAAAAACUAAUCGAUUAAGUAGAGUAAAGCAGUCGCUUAUUUUAUAAAAACAGGAAUUCAUGACUUUUUGAUAAAAAUACAUAAUACUGUACAUUCUCAUAAUUAUUUGAUCAAAAUCAGCUGUAAAACCCAUGUCAUAGUAAAGAACAAUGUAGCUAUAGGUAUUCUUUCUAUUACGAAGCCAGUUACUGACUAAGACAAAAGAAAGAGAAUCCACAAUAUAAAAUGCAGGCCUAAGAAACCUUUCUCAAAUCUAAUGAAAGGGUAAAACUUUCUUACUAUUUUAUUUCUUGCCUUUUAAAAUAAGCUAAAACAUAAGCCGAUGUAAGCUAUGUAUAAUUUUCCAAAGUUAUUCCGAAUAAUACUGAAAUAAUCGACAUGUCGCUAAAUCCAUUAUUUCAGACUUUAUUCUUAAUGAUAGCCUUUGACACUAAAGUAAGGGACGGUUCAUAUUCCUACGUCUGUGGGGAGGUUAGCAAUACAUUUGAAUAGGCGAAACAGGAAUAGGCGAAACAGGAAUUAGGCGAAACAGGAAUAGGCGAAUAAGGAAUAAGGCGAAACAGGAAUAGGCGAAACAGGAAUACACCGAUUUUAUAGGUGGAAGCGCUCGCCGGGUUUUUCUUGCACACGGCGAAGACACGGGUGUCGAAAAACCCGGGGAUUUUGGAUAGGUGGUCCAUUUUUGUGCUUGAUACCACAGUAUGAUUUCUAACACUCCCUAAUAAUCUUUCAUUAAACAUAAUCCCAUCGUUUUGACAGUCAGCCUGUUGAGUCGUUAUUUAGAGCCAAAAUAACAAGAAUAGGUCCUUGUCGGAGGUUGCAAACAACAACCCGGCCGAACAGUUUGUGUUGCCUCUAGGAAUGAGACAUGGAUGAUCUCUCCUUACAUUAUCGAUAAAUACUCGGGAUGAAUCAAUAGUAAGGCCUACCGACAUGCAAAUCUUGGUGCCACAAGCAUUGUGAACCCGGGGGGGGGGGGGGGUUACAUCCGUGCUUUCAAGACGCUAAAAUUUGUCGGAUGAGACGAAAAGCCGUGGUCCCUACCCGAGUGUCUGUACCAGGGCAAUUAGGUGGACAGAAAACUGCAGUGGACUCCGACACCGGUAAUGAUGUAGGCCUUUCUGAUCGAGGAUAUGAUUAAUGUUGCAGGACCUGGUCCGAUCAUUGUCAUUCCAUGUGAUACAAUCAAGAGGCCAAUCGGAUUGAGUCGUGUUCGGGUAUUACAGCCCCGGCAUUCGUUUUCUGACAUACUUACUGAUCUCAAGUUUUAGAUUUCACUGUUUAGAGUCGACUAAUAUACAGGUUAUCCUUGCCUAUAACGUCUUCUAUACCUUCUUGUACAACUGAAGAUGUACCAUACGUUUAAUUAGGCCCACCCACAAAGGGGUAUCAUCAGAAGUGGGUGUGAAUACUCAAGACAUCUUUGUAGUAAGCCUCGGUAGACUGAAUCACGGGUGUAGAGCUAUACAUCUGUGAUUUAAUGCAUGUUUCAAUGGCAGACACUUUUUGAAAGUGAUGUCAAGCAUUCUGUGAUCCACACAUGGUCCUCCAAGGGCUCAAUUGGACACAACAGCACGUUUGACCCGUCGGCCAGGUAUUGCGGAGGUAGUCACAGUAACCUAAUGCAGAAAAAAUAUCAACAGUCAUGAAAGAUUGUCUUCAACUUAGUUCUGAGCAAUUAAGAAUUACUGUGUAUAUAAAAUAUCACUGCACUUAUCUUCUUAAGACACAAAAUGCUUUCCGGAAUCACGUUUUCUAACUCAGGUCAAACAUUCCCAGUUUAAACAUUAAGUAAAGUGCUAAUUACUUCAAGAACGUCAUCAAAAGCAGAAUUGAAUGGAUUCACAGCUACCUCCUUUUGAGUGCCAGAGGCCCAAUGAAUCAGGACUUUCAUCAUGCCAAUUCAAGUCCACGAUGGAUAAGGGUAUUGGAGGUUUACCUUUGCAACACAAUAGAAACCAGGCCAUCCCAUUACAGUGUGGGAGGAGUACAAUCGAAUACAAUUAAUAAAUGCGGGCCUCA